Nematolebias whitei (Rio pearlfish) is the source of this 1563-nucleotide messenger RNA. RefSeq names its product phosphodiesterase 1C, calmodulin-dependent b (gene pde1cb). Lineage: Eukaryota; Metazoa; Chordata; Actinopteri; Cyprinodontiformes; Rivulidae. Gene Ontology annotation, biological process: signal transduction. The transcript is spliced from 12 exons. The record is from RefSeq and is a predicted model, not a curated record. Gene Ontology annotation, molecular function: 3',5'-cyclic-nucleotide phosphodiesterase activity. The coding region runs from base 1 to 1503 and encodes 500 amino acids.
AUGUACCGACGUACCUCCAAUAUGGUGGGACUCAGUUACCCCGCAACUGUCAUAUCUGUGCUAAAGAAUGUUGACAAGUGGUCAUUUGAUGUGUUUGCCCUGAACGAAGCCAGCGGAGAUCACGCACUUAAAUUCAUAUUCUACGAGUUGCUCACAAGAUACGAUCUCAUUAGUCGUUUCAAGAUCCCGAUUUCUGCAGUGGUGUCUUUUGUGGAAGCCCUUGAAGUUGGAUACAGCAAACAUAAGAACCCAUACCACAAUCUAAUCCAUGCUGCCGACGUCACACAGACUGUCCACUACCUGCUCCUCAAGACUGGCAUGGUGCAUUGGUUGACUGAACUUGAGAUCUUUGCCAUGAUCUUUGCGGCUGCGGUGCACGACUACGAGCACACAGGGACCACAAACAACUUUCACAUCCAGACAAGGUCAGACACAGCUAUCCUGUAUAAUGAUCGUUCGGUUUUGGAGAGUCAUCACGUCAGCGCAGCCUAUCGCCUGCUGCAGGAGGACGAUGAAAUGAACAUCCUCUACAACCUCUCUAAGGAUGACUGGAGAGAGCUGAGAGCUCUGGUGAUUGAGAUGGUGCUGGCCACAGAUAUGUCCUGCCACUUCCAGCAAGUUAAAGCCAUGAAGAACUACCUACAGCAGCCUGAAGGCAUCGACAAGCCCAAAGCUCUGUCCCUGCUUCUGCACACAGCAGACAUCAGCCAUCCGGCCAAAAGUUGGGACCUCCACCACCGCUGGACCACCUCCUUGCUUGAGGAGUUCUUCAGACAGGGGGACAAAGAAGCUGAUCUCGGACUGCCGUUCUCUCCACUCUGCGACAGAAAGUCCACAUUGGUUGCACAGUCCCAAAUAGGUUUUAUAGACUUCAUCGUGGUGCCGACCUUCACCGUGCUCACAGACAUGAUGGAGCGUAUCGUCACACCACUCAUUGAUGAGGCCACCCACUCCGGUCUCUCUAGCUUUAGACGUUCAAGUUUGAACAGUAUUAGCUCGGAUGAAACCAAGAGGCACAGUGUCAAGAGCAUGGGCUCCGACAGCAGCUCCUCCGGCCAAAGCUCUCUCCUGUCAGUGGACAUGAAGACCUUCAAGACCCUGUGGAACGAGGAGGUCUACCAGAACAGAGAGCGAUGGAAAACCCAGGCUGCUAAAGAGGCAGAGGAGAGAGCUAAAAAGGAAGCAGAGGAACAAGCUCAGCAGGGGGAGGCUUUGGAGCCUCAGGGGGUUCAAACAGAAUCUGAAAACCCCGAACAGAAGGAGAACGAACUGGACAGGGAGGUGCCCGAGUCAGCAGAGGUCAGCACACCACCAGAUGGUGACACUGGGGAACCAGAGGAGGCAGCAUCGCCUGGGGGCAGCACGCAGAACAAGUCCCCACUGCAGAACGGAGAGUUGUCAGAAGGGGUUGAUUCUCCAGACACUGAAAAAAACAAGAACAAAGGAAUGAGAGGUGAGUUGACGCUACUCACAGAAAAUCCAACUGGAGUGUCUCUCUCGUAGCUUAAAUAUUAAAUAAAAUAGAGAAAUGGCAUUUCCUGCGAAAAUGCAGUGUGAAUGUUU